AAGUUCUCAGGCGGCGUUCAUACAAAGGAAACUUUCCUGUCCUGUCCGAUCCAAAGGAGAAUUUUCCUGAGUGGGAACUAAGUCAGCUUAACGAGCAAAUUCAUGAGGAAUGCAUAGAGUUUAACUGUUUAAGAUUAGCUUGAGAAAACGUUAACCAAAUUUUGUAAUUAUAGAAACUAAACCUAACCUUGAAAUUUACUUGUUUCACAGCUAUACACUAGUUCAGGUACAAGCUUCAGUGAGAUGAAUUUCAGAGAACCAGAAAUUGGAUUAUAUAUGGCUUUUAACGUGUGGUAUAGAUUCCACAGUCGCUAAGUAUAUAUGAUACCAGACCGUUAGACAGAUGAUCAUGCAAGAAAUUCACGAUAUUCUACCAGUGAACUUAGUUCAUUUUUUCCACACACACCCAGACAACAUUGAACGGAAAUUACUACAAUACACUCAUAAAAUAUGUUCUUUGUAAACAGUUCUAAGAACAGUGCAUGUCCUGACCUCGUGACACGAAACCUGAGUACUUUCUAAUAUAUUCCUAAUAUAUCAUGUUGUUUAAGUAAUCUAAGCCAAGGCUUAACCAACAUACAGACAGAGUAAAUUGUUCGUGACUUUGUACAAAUAAUUUUUGAUUAAAUAAAGAUGGCUCUCUUGGAAAGAUCCCAAAUUGGUGUGAAGGAAUUUGGUAGCGCAACUUUCGUGCAAAACGACCCGAGAGCGAAGCUGAUGUACUAUUUGAGCUGCGUUUGCUCCGUUUUAGAUUUGCAACAAAAUGUUCCAUAUCGGCUUACCCAACAUGCCACCACCUACAAUCAUUUAACACCAGAUGAGAUGACGGAGUUGAUGGCGCUUUGCAUCCUAUUUUCACCAGAUGUCCUCAAAGAUCAGGUCUUUUUUUAUGACAACAGUAGCUUCGGUUCCCGCAACAGGUUCCUUGAGCUCUCUGCCGUUAAGAGCUCCAUGCUGGUGGCUGGAGAUGUGAUAAUCGGCGGGCAGCGGAGACGCGUAGCUAAGAUAAUGACUUGUACCAGAGAAUGGUUACAAUACUACUACGAACAACCAAUGGCUAUGAUGCUCUCAAGACGAAUGUGCGCUGCACCGGCAUAUAGACCAGCUAUUCAAGCACCACCACCACAACCUACAAUAUACUACACGCCCCCAAGCAGAAAUAAUUCCGGCUGUUGUGUUAUUCUGUAAGAUUAUGAUCAGGACUUUACCCAAUUGAUCAGGAAAAGAUAGUGAAAACCACAGGAACAGGCAGUCUUCGUUUAAAAUUUUUAUUUUCAAAUGUUCAUACAACUACAGUUGGAUAUAUUUCCCAAGCUUCUGUCAAUUAAGACGUAUGAUUCAUAUAAAUUAUUAGUUAGAGCUCCACUAACACUAUAAAGCAUUGAUAUUAGCUGCAUAUUAUAUUAAGUUGUAAAUUACUAGGAGCAAAAUAUAUAUAUUGCAGGUUAUUCUAUAAUACAGUAACAAUGUAGAGUUUGAUUAUUAAAUACUAGUUGCAAAGUGUCGACAUUCUGCAUAGUUAUUUCACGUAAAUCAUGUAAUGG
This is a messenger RNA of Dendronephthya gigantea, 1544 nucleotides long. RefSeq lists its product as uncharacterized. The record is from RefSeq and is a predicted model, not a curated record. Lineage: Eukaryota; Metazoa; Cnidaria; Anthozoa; Malacalcyonacea; Nephtheidae. The transcript has 2 exons. The coding region runs from base 634 to 1188 and encodes 184 amino acids.